AUGUCGCUUCCUACACUCAACCACGUCUUCAACAUGGCCAUUACCCCCAAGGCCCCAGUCAACACCGGCGAAACCCCACGGGGAAAAGCCAACUGGUUCGAAAUCACAGGCGGCAAAAUCACCGGCGCCGACGGCCAACACAUUGCCGACGUCCAAAGCGGAGGAGGAGACUACCUCACCCGCUACGUCGAGGACAAUGUCGCCGAGGUCGACAUGCGGCUCAUUGCGCAGGACUCUGGUGGAAAUCUCUUGCGCUUCACGGUCUCGGGGUAUGAUUACCUUGACAGAGCGACGAUGCUGGCGUUGGAUGGCAGGGCGGGUGAUGAGGAUGUGGGGAGCGGCAGCAGCAGCAGUUCUUCGGGGGAUGCCGAGCCUUAUGGGUUUGAGGUUCUGAAGUGCAAUACGGCGAGUGACAAGUGGAGGUGGCUGAACUUUGCGGUUUUGCUUGCAAGGGUCAAGUUUGUUGUUGGGGAUGCGGGCAUUGAGAGUGUGGUUUAUACUGUUUAUGAGGUCACCAACUGA
This is a messenger RNA of Trichoderma citrinoviride, 522 nucleotides long. RefSeq lists its product as hypothetical. The record is from RefSeq and is a predicted model, not a curated record. NCBI's taxonomy places the organism in Eukaryota, Fungi, Ascomycota, Sordariomycetes, Hypocreales, Hypocreaceae. The coding region runs from base 1 to 522 and encodes 173 amino acids. The transcript has a single exon.